This is a messenger RNA of Sinocyclocheilus rhinocerous, 2571 nucleotides long. RefSeq lists its product as uncharacterized. The transcript has 2 exons. The record is from RefSeq and is a predicted model, not a curated record. The coding region runs from base 198 to 2477 and encodes 759 amino acids. Lineage: Eukaryota; Metazoa; Chordata; Actinopteri; Cypriniformes; Cyprinidae. Gene Ontology annotation, molecular function: nucleic acid binding; RNA-DNA hybrid ribonuclease activity.
GGUCAGGGAAUUUGAGUGAGGAAGGAAGGAGGAGGAGGGAAAUAACAAAGAGACAACAUCUAGAAGAUCUAGGAAAAAAUGGGGGAAUAGAAGAUCAGGCAGUUAACCUCCUGUUUACUCUAGAUGAACUGAAAAGAGCAAUUAGUAAUUUAAAUAAUACACUGUCGUCUCCAGGAAAAGAUCAGAUCACAAAUAUAAUGUUGAAACAUCUUAAAGAUGGGGCUAUGGGCAAAUUUUUAGAUUUGUAUAAUAGAGUAUGGGAGGAAGGAAGAUUACCAAAUGCUUGGAAAGAAGCUAUAAUAAUUCCAAUAAGAAAGCCUGGCAAAGAUCCUUCUAAACCAUCUAAUUAUAGGCCAAUAGCUCUUACUUCGAAUAUAUGUAAAUUAAUGGAAAGGAUGGUUACAGACCGUUUGACAUAUUUAUUGGAAAAGAGAGGAAUAUUAACUAAAUAUCAAAGUGGUUUUAGAAAAGGAAGAGGAACAAUGGACCCUGUUGUAUGUUUGGAAAAUGAAAUUAGAAAAGCUCAGGUAAAUAAAGAAUCAGUAAUUGCAGUAUUUUUCGAUGUUGAGAAAGCAUAUGAUAUGAUGUGGACGAAGGGACUUUUGAUAAAACUGAAAAUGAUGAAUAUAGAUGGAAGAAUUUACAAUUGGAUUAAAGAUUUUAUGGCGUACAGAAGUAUACAGGUGAGAAUUGGAAAUGAAUUGUCAAACAGAUGUGAGAUAGAAAAUGGAACUCCACAAGGGAGUGUUAUAAGUCCAUUAAUUUUUUCCAUAAUGAUUAAUGAUGUAUUUAAUCAAGUACAACAGCAAGGUGUAGGUCGAUCUCUUUUCGCUGAUGAUGGAGCUCUAUGGAAAAGGGGAAGGAAUAUUUUGUAUAUUAAUGGAAGGAUGCAAGAAGCAAUUCGACGGGUAGAAGAAUGGGCAGGUGAUUGGGGAUUUAAAUUUUCAGUAGAAAAGACUAAGACUAUAAUUUUCUCUAGGAAAAGGAUUAUACCAGAAAUAAACUUGAAGAUGUACGGGAGGUCCUUAGAGAGAGUUAGAGUUUUUAAAUUUUUAGGUAUUUAUUUUGAUUCAAAACUUACAUGGGUGGAUCAUAUAAACAAAGUUAUUGAAAAAUGUCAGAAGGUAUUAAACAUCAUGAGAUGUGUAAGUGGAGUGGCAUGGGGGGCAAGUUUUUUGUCAUUAAAAACUAUUUAUGUGGCACUGAUCAGAUCUGUGUUUGAUUAUGGCAGUGUGGUAUAUGGUUCGGCUUCAAAAACCCUGUUGGAAAAACUGGAUAAAAUACAAGCCCAAGCUUUGAGACAGUGUUGUGGAGCUGUAAAAACGACACCCAUUCCUUCUUUACAAGUCCUGUUAGGGGAGAUUCCACUGGAAAUGAGAAGGAAACAAUUAAUGAUCAAUUACUGGGCUAACCUCAAGGGUCAUAAAGAUGAUCAUCCUACAAAAAUGGUUUUAAUGAAGUGUUGGGAACAAAAUAAGUUGAGUAGAAAAAGUUUUGGAUGGAGUAGUGAAGCGUAUGUAGAAGAAAUGGAGGUAAAUAGGUUUAAGAUGAGCCCAACAGUUGUGAUUCCUGAAAAUGAACCAUGGAGUUAUAUAACUCCCCAUAUAGAUUUACAGUUGUUGGAAAUUAAAAAAGCAGAAAGAAAAGUAGACAUGUCUUCAGCAUUCUCUGAACAUUUUAGAACACAAUAUUCUCAAUACUUACAAAUAUUUACAGAUGGCUCAAAAGAUCCAGAGCGAGAGACAACUGGAGCUGCUUUUUUAGUUCCUGACUGGGCUCAUAGUAUAAAGCGAACAUCCAAUCAUUUGGCAGUAUAUACUGUUGAAAUGAUAGCAAUACUCUUGUCCUUGCAGUGGGUAGAGGAUUAUAAACCUGGAAAGGUUUUAAUUUGUUCUGAUUCACUCUCAGUUUUAAAAAGUCUAAGGUCUUUUAAAUCCAGUCAUCAAGAUAUUCUUUUUAGUAUUUUACAGAUAUAUUCAAGAUUGGUUCAGAAUGAUAUUUUAAUCAGUUUUAUUUGGGUUCCAUCACACGUAGGUGUAAAGGGAAAUGAGGACGUAGAUAAGUUAGCAAAACAAGCUUUGCAGAGAGAAGAAAUAGAAUUACAAGUUCCUCUAAGCAAGUCUGAAAUUAAGGUUUUAAUCUGGAAAAAGGUUAUUGCAGAAUGGCAAAUAAAGUGGGACAAUAACGAAAAGGGUAGAUUUUUCUACAAUUUAAUUAACAAAGUAAGUCAAAAAAUAAGACAUAUUGGUAAAACAAGGAAAGAAGAGGUUGUUUAUAAUAGAAUAUUGUUGGGACAUUCCAAUCUUAAUAGUACACUCAAAAUAUUAGGGAAACAUCCAAAUGGACUAUGUGAACAAUGCAAAGUAGAAGAAACAGUAACCCAUGUAAUUCUUGAAUGUAAGAAAUAUGAGGAAGAAAGAAGUAAUAUGAUAGUUGAAAUCAAGAAGAAUGGAAUUCAGGACGGGAUUAAUAAGUAGAAUGUAACUCUCUGUUCCACACUCCGGAGCAGAAGGUGGCGGUAAUGCACCUAAUUACGCUGGUUGCCAGCCGCCGUUAAAAGCCAAGAAGAAG